Molecule: messenger RNA, 444 nt
Organism: Eublepharis macularius
Lineage: Eukaryota; Metazoa; Chordata; Lepidosauria; Squamata; Eublepharidae
Product: nucleoplasmin-2-like
Exons: 3
Coding region: 1-444 (147 amino acids)
Biological process (GO): positive regulation of DNA replication; chromatin remodeling
Cellular component (GO): cytoplasm; nucleolus; nucleoplasm
Molecular function (GO): histone binding; chromatin binding; RNA binding
Source: RefSeq, a predicted model, not a curated record
AUGCCCCCAAAGAAUAGCAAGGAAUCUGCUCCAGUGUGCAUAGCCAACUUGAAAAUUUCAGUUCUCCCAAUGGUCACCACACAAGGACUUGAUCUAAAUCCACCCGUCACAUUCAGACUAAGGUCAGGGAGUGGGCCAGUCUACCUUGCUGGACAGCAUGUGACAGCUGUCAGCCCAUGGAAUAAUACUGUGGAGGAGGAAGAAGAGGAGGAGGAGGAAGAGUCCCAAGAAGAUGAAGAGAUGGAGGAAUCUUCCAAGGAAGAGUCUCCAGUAAAGCCAGAGCUAAGAAAAGAAACUAUACAGCAAACUGUAUCCCAGCAACACCAAGAGGAGAGGCAGAGUGGAAAAUACUAUAAUCUUCACAACUAUUCUGCUGUGUCUGGAAAGAAAUGGGCAGAAAGUCAGUUUCAUGGCUGCAAGAAAGGGGAGGAAAGUGCCUCAUAA